Messenger RNA from Herpailurus yagouaroundi (jaguarundi), 1938 nucleotides. It is a transcript of the gene ZC3HAV1L, whose product is annotated as ZC3HAV1 like. The record is from RefSeq and is a predicted model, not a curated record. The coding region runs from base 1 to 897 and encodes 298 amino acids. Lineage: Eukaryota; Metazoa; Chordata; Mammalia; Carnivora; Felidae. The transcript has 4 exons. Gene Ontology annotation, molecular function: metal ion binding.
AUGGCGGAGCCCACGGUGUGCUCCUUCCUCACCAAGGUGCUGUGCGCCAACGGCGGCCGCAUGUUCCUGCGGGACCUGCGCGGCCACGUGGAGCUCUCGGAGGCCCGGCUCCGGGACGUGCUGCGCCAGGCCGGGCCCGACCGCUUCCUGCUGCAGGAGGUGGAGAUGAGGGAGGGCCUCUGGGACGCCGAGGCCGAGGCGGCGGCCGGCGCGGGCGGCGCGGGCGGCGGCCCCUGCGCCUGGCGGGUGGUGGCCGUGUCCUCCGCGCGCCUGUGCGCCCGCUACCAGCGCGGCGAGUGCCAGGCCUGCGACCAGCUGCACCUCUGCCGCCGCCACAUGCUGGGCAAGUGCCCGAACCGCGACUGCUGGUCUACCUGUACCCUUUCCCAUGAUAUCCACACACCCGUCAACAUCCAAGUUCUGAAAAACCAUGGGCUUUUUGGCCUCAACGAGGCCCAGCUUCGGAUCCUGCUUUUACAGAAUGACCCGUGCCUUUUACCAGAGGUGUGUUUGCUGUACAACAAAGGGGAAGCGCUGCAUGGCUACUGCAACAUGAAGGAGAAGUGCAACAAGUUUCACGUGUGCAAGUCCUUUGUCAGAGGGGAGUGCAGACUUCAGAAAUGCAAACGGUCCCAUCAGCUCAUUCAUGCCGCAGCCCUGAAGCUGCUGCAGGACCAAGGACUGAGUGUCCCAAGUGUCGUUAAUUUUCAGAUAAUCUCUACCUACAAGCAUAUGAAGCUGCACAAGGUGCUUGAAAGUCAAGGGAAUUCAGCUUCUGCUGAGUGUUCCCGGGGCCUUGAGGAACCAGGAGUACACGUAGCCGGCGCUCCAGAGGCCAGCCCUCUGGUGCCCGGCCCCGCUCAGUCAGCCAAGAAACCACAUGCAGGUAAACCUUAAAGGGCGUCAGUGAAAGAAGAAGCGUGUCCAACUAGAAGGUCUGAAAACAGAGCUUCUGUUGAGCUUAAUUUGUAAGCUCAUUCAUUUCAUCAUUUUCCAGUCACGGUCGUAGUAGUACCUACCUCACAAGUUGUAAAAUCAAAGAGGACGGUGGUCGGGGAUGUGGUUGGACGCUGAGCAGGCAGAGAGGAUAGGACGUGAGUAUGGUUGGGGUCGGUCCAGCGUGCACCGUGAAGAUGGCCCAUCCUGCCCGAAGUCCCCAAGGGCUUUCCCCAGGCCGGCGGGAGCUCCAAAAGGAGUGGGUUCUGCUGACUUGCUCUGUGACCCACCCAGGGUUUUUCCUAUGCGCCCAUAUACACAGUUUACAUAGUGGUAGUUCUAGAAUACGUACGCUUUGUACUCUUGUUUUUUCUUAAAGUUUCAUAAGCACCUUUCCCUAUUCGCAUUUUAUCACGUAUAAUCAUUUGAAUGCACGGAUACACUAACAGACGAUUGCUUACUUCACCGUUUCCCUUAUUCUGGGAUAUUUCAAUUCUUUCUCACAAAUUUUGAAUAGGACUCUUAAAAUCCUUACCAUACUGUAUUUUUAAAUUUCUUCUUUUGCUUAGGCUUGUAGGUGCUAAAGGAUACUGUCUUUUUGGUUUGCGUUUCUUUAAGUAUAUGCAAGUGAGUAUUUUCCUGUGUGUGUUUUCUGUAUGUCUUAUACGGUGCGUUUCGUGUUUGCCCUUCAGUUCCUGGGGCCCUCCUCUGGGCUGAUAUGGCAUGGCUUUCGAUGAGGUUCCUCGAUUUUCACGAGAGGAUAUCACUUGUACCGUGCUCAUAUGAUACCCACCUCUGUGGAUCCGUCCUCAGCCAGUACCAUAGCUUUAGAACUUUUGAGUGCUCACCAAAGAUCUCUACCUCACUCUGUCCACUCUUCGUUUUUUAUUACAUUUCUUUGCCAAAGCUGCAUUGCUGCCGUUUAAACAGUAUGUUGUUCCUCUGUUCCUCGAAGUCGUAUCCGUUCUUUCUGUGGAUCAGGAGAGACCAUCAGAAACCUAU